Dictyostelium purpureum is the source of this 4644-nucleotide messenger RNA. RefSeq lists its product as uncharacterized. Bases 171 to 4571 code for a protein of 1466 amino acids. Lineage: Eukaryota; Evosea; Eumycetozoa; Dictyosteliales; Dictyosteliaceae. The transcript is spliced from 2 exons. The record is from RefSeq and is a predicted model, not a curated record.
UAUUUUUAUUAUCAUCAAGUACAGUUAGUUGAUUUUAAAAUUAAAUUUUAAUUAAUUUAAAUUUUUUUUUAUAAUUAUAAUUUUUUAUUAUCAUUAAAAAAUCAAUAGUUAUUUAUAUAUUUAUAUUUUAUAAUUAAUAUUUUUAUCAUAAAAUAUAAAAAGAGUGGGAUAUGGUUCGAAUAAAUUGUGACUACAUCCCAGCUUUCCCCAUUGUAUACUACAAAACAAAAGAGGAUUAUAAAAGAGAAACAAGUACAUUAUUCUUCUUAUUAUGGCCAUUAAUUGUAUGGAAAGAGAAACAUGGUCAAAAAUUAUUUGCAUUAUUAUACAUUUUAUUUAGAUUAACAUAUAAAGAACUUACUGAUACACAGUUUAUUGAUAUAUUAUGGCCAAUAAUACAUAUCGAAUACAGCCCAAAAGAAUUUAGAUUUGGUAUCAGACCGAUUAUGUGGGUUAUCUCUGGUGAUGGAAAGUUCAAAUUCUCGCUGUGUGGUAUAGUUAAUAUAUUUUCAAGUAAAGAUGGUGAAAGUGUUUGGUUUUCAAUAGCGCCUUUCAUUUGGUAUAGAUACGAUUAUGGCCGAGUAUUCUUUACAAUAUUUCCGAUUUUUUGGGUAACAAAGAAGGUUUCUCCAUCAGGCGACAAAUGGAUGUAUCUAUUAUUACCAGUUGGUCUUUUAAAGAAGCAGGAUGAUGGUUUCCUUUUGAAUAUUGCAUUUAUCAUUCAGUUUAUGGUGUACGAUAGUUUCUUCUCCUUCUUUAUUCUACCAUUCUUUAUUUAUCAUCAUGUAUAUAAUGAAAAAUUAAGAGUUAGUGUGGCCAUUUUAUUCUAUUAUUCAAAUAUAAUGAAGAAUCAGUUCAAGAGAUUUGUAAUUUUCCCAAUUCUAUGGUCAAGUUGGUCCAGCAAUAGUGUUACAUUCAACUUUUAUCCAGCAAUCAUUUAUAUGCGAAGAGGCGAGAAUAAAUUCAUAUCAAUUGCAAUGUUAUAUUAUUAUAGAGCCAUUUCAAAUAGUUAUAGAUUCCACUUUAUUCCAUUAAUAUUAUUGUAUCAAAAUUUUGUUGGCACCAAAAAGUUCUUAAAUGUAUGCUUACUUUUCAAUCAUAUAAAAUAUAGUUGCAUUAACUGGGUAAUCGUAUUUCCAAUAUUCUGGUUUAGAAAGAAAACUGGCUCAUCUUAUUGGUGGCACUUAUGGCCUAUUUUCGGAUACCGUAAAUCACAUUACGAUCAUGGAUAUAGUGUAUACUUUAUUUACCCAUUCAUCCAAUUCAAUAACUAUCAACAUGGUAGCGUCAAAUACUAUCACUUCUUUUAUAGGUUUAUUCACUAUUAUAAAAAUACUGAAAAAAAUCGUCUCAGACACGGCUUCCUCCCACUCUACGCUUACAGUACCUGCAAAGAAUAUGUAAAGGGUCAUGUUUUAUUGUAUGUUUGGUAUAAUCAUAAGAGUUAUAAAAAAGAAGUUAAAAUGAAUGAAAUCAAUAACAAGAGGGUAGAGGUCGAAGAAUCAAUCGACCAAAUACAGGCUAGUGAUAAUGAAACACCAGGAAAUGAAGAAAUAGAACCUAACUCAGUUAAUUUGGAAAAAAUUUCAGAUAAAAUACAAAAACCAAUACCUCCACCCCCACCACCAGUACCAGAAAAACCAGAAUAUGAAACCAUUAUGGAAUUCGAUUAUGUCUUUAAAUCAUUUUUACCAAUCACAUUUUACUGGAGAAAAGGAAAUAAUAGCCACUUCUUAUUAUUACCAUUAAUAUUAUUAUUCAAAUGGUCAUUGGUCGAAACUGAUAGUUAUAUUUUUGCCCCAUUAUUCUAUCAAAGAAGAUAUCAAAACUAUCUUAAAAGAUUUAUUAUUCCAAUUUUCUAUCAAAAGCACACAGAAGAUAAGGAUAUUGUAAUAUCUCCAAUUUAUUAUUAUUGGAGACGAUUAGGUAAUUCAUUUAGAUUAAUUGCGCCAAUUUUUGUCGAUGUCUACAAAGGAGAGACUCAUUUGGUAAUAUUGUUAUUGCCCACCUUUAUUUAUUACCGUAAAUCAAUUUUCAAGUUUACAACACUCUUCCCAUUCUUUUUUAGAACUCAAGAUGCAAGCAAGAAUGAAAUAUUCACCUAUUGGUUCCCAUUCUAUGGUAAAUCUUACAAAGGUUCAUCGGUCAAUCGUUACUUUUUAUUCCCAUUAUUCCGUAUCAAGAUUGGUAGAGAAACUAGAUCCUUUUGCCUUGAUGUUCUUUUCCCAUUAUUCCAUUAUGAAACUUGUGGUGAAGAUAAUAGCUAUUCAAUUCGUAUUCUACCAAUUCUAUGGAUGUCAAAGAACAACUUUAAUGAAAUGUUACUUAUUAUGCCAUUGUUUUGGAGAUUUAUUACUGACAAAGAUUCAAGACCUCAAAGAAAUACAUUAUUCCUUCCAUUCUACUUUUAUAGAGAUUCUGCCGAAUACGAAUUUAAAUUGGUUACACCAUGUUUCCUUCCACCAUAUUACAUCCACUAUCAUAGAGAGGCCAGCAAUGUCGAAAAUACCUACCUCCUUCCAUUCUAUUCUCAUCAAAUUAAAGGUCUAGAUCACUUGAAAUGGGUUUGUUGGUUCCUUUAUCGUCAUACAUACCGUGACUAUAGCGAAUACUUUACAAUGAAUGUUUUCCUAUUCUUCAAACAUAACAGUGAAAAAUACUCAAUUACUGGUUUUGCCCCACUUUGGGUAUAUUGGAAAAAUAAAGCCGAAAAUAGUAAACAUAUUAGGGUAUUGUUAUUGGUUGCAUAUGAUAAAGCUAAAUCAAAAUUAAGAGAGUUCAGUAGAUUAUCUAUUUUUUGGUUUGUUACAACUCACCUAACAUUGUUCUGUCGUCAAACACUUGUCAAGAAAACCAUCACCAAACAAGAGUCUAUUGCCGACUCAAUUAACCAAAUGGUACAAGAUGAGAUUACACCGGGUGCCUCAAAUAUUAAUGGUAAUGGUGAAGAUAUCGAUAGAUAUUCAAAAUUAGAAACUAUUACAGAUUCAUACAAAAUUUAUUUCUUCCUACUAUUCCAUCUCAAGACAGAUAAAGCUAAAGCAUAUUCACAUCUUGCAUUAUUCUGGUUCAUUAAACCAUAUAUUGCAUUGUUUUAUAAUAGCAAAAAAGCCGCUGAUAGAAUCUGUUUCUUCUUAUUUUUAUUCUGUUACAAAUAUGAUAUUUCAAAUGUUACAUUCGCUUUGUUCUGGCUUUUCCAUCCACUCGUUAGUCUAUUCCUUUAUGAAAAUACACCAUUCGCAACUAUUACAAGAUUCAUACCAUUCUUUUGGGUCCGUAGUGUACCAGAUGCAUCGAAACCACGUGAAAACGAUGAAUCAAUUGACGGCCGUAAACGUAGUAGCACUAGAGUCACAGUACGUUCAAUAGCAGUCAGCAUUUUAUAUUUCGUACCAAACUAUGGUUUAAUCAAUUACCAAAAAUCAAGCUAUCUCUUUUCAUUAUACUUUUUACCAAUUUGGUACUACAAAAACUCUACUGAACACAAUAUGUUACAAUUUAGCUUCCUUUGGUUCGUCUUUCCAUUUACCUCAUUGUUCAACUACACUAAAGUUGAUCACGAAAUCACGCAUAGACUAUUCCCAUUAUAUUAUAGAAUUACCACAGAUGAUAUAGAGAAAAAAGCAGGUUAUCGUAGUUUGUUCGCAUUGGUUUGGUUAGCUCAUCCAUAUAUUUCCUUUAUUAGAUAUGACAAUGAUUGCAAUAGUAAUGUAUUUUGCAUUUUCCCUCUAUUCUGGCGUAAAUAUGGUCAUUUAAAAGACGACUAUCAUUUAUCAAUUAUUUAUAUCGUUAGAAAAUUUGGCUUCAUCGACUAUUGGAAAUCAGAAUCACUCACUCGUUUCUAUAUUCUUUGCCUAUUCUUCUUCAACAAAGAAAAUGAAAAGAAGAGAAUCUCGAUUGUCUAUCUCAUUCAUCCAAGAGCUUCAUUUAUUUCGGCUAAAUUUGCACCAGACUAUAACAAAAUAUUUGUAUUCCUUGCUGUUUACCUCAAGAGCUCUGAUACUAGAGGUUUUAUCUGUUCAAUUAUUUGGAUUGCUCAUCCUAAAGUUUCAUUCAUCUCAUAUUGGAGCAAAAACCAAUACAGCCAUUUCCAUAUUUUCCUUUUGUUCUGGUUUUCUAAAAUUGAAGAAUAUUGUCAAGUUGGUAUAGUUUGGAUUGGUGCAUACAAAAAAUCAUUAUAUGGUAACCCAUACGUUAAUCAAUCAGUCCAAGAAAGUAAAAAAACACAUCAAAUCUAUUGUCCAAUAAGUUUAUUCCUUAGUUAUAAUGAUGGUGCAUAUAAGAAUGUUUAUUUCAUGCCAUUCUUUAGAUAUUGGUCCCAUGUACAAGCAGAAACCGAAAAACUAUGGGCUUUAUUAGGUUUAAUUUACUUUUCCUCAAAACAAAGAACAAGUGAAUUCCGUUGGUUCUAUAGAUGGAUUCGUAUCAAAUCGGGCUAUCAAACAUUUAUUGUCGAAGUCAAUCCAUUUAUUUCAUAUAAAAGAAAAAAUGAAAAUACAAAAGUUUUAAUUCUGGGUGGAAUGUGCGGUUGUUAUACCUCAAUGUGCAGAGUUUGUUGUAUAGAAUGUUAAAAAAAAAAAUAUAUAAAUAAAUAAAUAAAUAAUUGUAAUAUAGAAUAUUUAAUAUUUAAAUAUUAAAAUAAUU